This is a messenger RNA of Lachnellula hyalina, 873 nucleotides long. It is a transcript of the gene SNIP1, whose product is annotated as Smad nuclear-interacting protein. Gene Ontology annotation, molecular function: protein binding; mRNA binding. The record is from RefSeq and is a predicted model, not a curated record. Gene Ontology annotation, biological process: mRNA splicing, via spliceosome; maintenance of RNA location. The transcript is spliced from 2 exons. Gene Ontology annotation, cellular component: nucleus. Lineage: Eukaryota; Fungi; Ascomycota; Leotiomycetes; Helotiales; Lachnaceae. Bases 1 to 873 code for a protein of 290 amino acids.
AUGGACCCCACGAGGACGUCAAGACGAGAGAGAGACGAGCAUCGACCUCGCAAAUCAAGAUCUCCCUCAUUCGAUUCGGAGGAGAGGCGGGGGCGCAGACGCAGAGAACGACCUGAAGAGAAGGACGAAAGGCCUGGAGACAGGAGAAGCAAACAUGACGAUGGCGAGAGGAAGCGUCGAAGAUCUCGAAGCCCAAAAGAGGAAUUUUCACGGAGAAGACGGGACGACGAUCGAGGUUCGAAGCACAGAAGCACCAGAGAGCGAUCUCCAAGGCAUCGAGAUGGCAGAGAUGGCAAAGAUUCACGAGAAGACUCUGCAACCCAACUUAGUCGGAAGAACAAGGGCCCUCUGCCAUCGCAGGAGGCAUCAUUUCAGUCCAACAAUGACCCUUCGGGGGCGCUUGUCCCGGCAGGCGAACUACCAGAGAAGCAAAAGCCAAACUUUGCCCCCUCUGGGCUUCUAGCAGCAGCGUCAAACUCUUUCGCCCAAGCGGAUGGCACAACGAUUGCCCUGAAGUAUCACGAGCCCCCCGAGGCGCGCAAACCACCUACAAAGGAUGUGUGGAAGCUGUUCGUGUUCAAGGGUUCAGAAAUUGUCGAGACGAUCGAACUUAGCCUCAGAAGUUGCUGGCUUGUAGGGCGCGAAUUAGCAGUCGUGGAUAUGCCAGCGGAACAUCCAAAGAAGAAGAACGAGUUUGGAGACAAGCUAGGCAGAGUCAGACCCUACCUGAUCGACCUCGAGUCUGCCAAUGGAACAUCACUCAACAAGGAGGAGGUCCCCCCUAGCCGUUACUUAGAAUUGAGGGAUAAGGAUAUGAUUCAGUUUGGGCACAGUACUAGGGAAUACGUCUUGAUGAUGUCACCUAAAGGUUGA